Molecule: messenger RNA, 1348 nt
Organism: Radiomyces spectabilis
Lineage: Eukaryota; Fungi; Mucoromycota; Mucoromycetes; Mucorales; Radiomycetaceae
Exons: 8
Coding region: 165-1292 (375 amino acids)
Molecular function (GO): protein binding
Source: RefSeq, a predicted model, not a curated record
UCUCCAUACUACAAUUAGUUUAAUACCUAUAGUUCAAAAAGAAAAGAAAAAAAAAGACAGAAAACGUCGUGCGGGUCUGCAUUGAACCGCUCGCAGUGAAAAGAAAAAAGGUGAAAUUUCCACUCCCGCCAUUUCCUAUUGUAGCUUGUCUUCUUUGAGCGGCCAUGUCGUGUGCUAAUGAGAAAGCAUGGCACUUUCAGUUCAACAAAUUAUGGUCCAGUAAACUUGAAGACUCCAUCAAUUGUGUGGUAGUUGGUAAACCAUUUCUGGAUGAUUUGAGCGAAGAAAAUGACCUGCUUAUUGGUACAACUGCUGGACGUGUCCUCAUUCUUAAUCAAACAAAGCCAGUGGAAUGCUUACUAGAGACAAAAGGUGCUUCCAUACAAGCAUUGCAGCUCUAUGAUCUUACAGGAUAUGGUGCGACCGAUCUGGUGGUGGGCGAUUCGGGGGGUGUGAUUACGCUUUUCUCCCGACAGCAAAUUCUCAGUAAACGCGAUCUCGGUGCAUCAGUGACCCAGAUUCAAAUUCAUAAAGAUCUUGUGAGCGGCUAUGAGAUUGUUGCCGGGGACAACAGCGGUACAGUCACCAGUUUUCAACAAUACGAUGCUCUGUGGAAGUUGAAUGUGGCAGAGGAAUCCGCCAAGCUGGCCACUCUAGGAAUGAAAGGACGACGUUCACCUUUUAUUCGAUGCAUCCUAUCUGCCACUUUGACAGACUGUUUCGGCAUGGAAAUGUCUUGCUUGUUGGUAUGCGAUGGUUAUCCGUUUAUACACUUUAUUCAGGAUGGAGAGCGAAUUCAAAGUCUACGAGUACCCACUGUUGUCCGUUCAAUAUGUGCAGGCCAUUUCCUUAAUACUGAAACAAUGAAAAAUUUCGUAACCACUCCUACAAAAACGCAAAAAACAGGAAACGGGGCAACAAAAUUAGAUAGUUGCCAAGUGCUGCUGGCUGGUCAAGAUGGUUAUGUCUAUAUCAUGGUGAACUAUGAGAUCUAUCGGUGGUUCAAGGUUGGUUUCUGUCUGAACAAAGUUGUCGGUUUUCGACCUCGUUGUCUUGGUGAUCAUGAUACCGAUCUCGUUGUCUGCGUCGGCCAUUCUAAUACCGUUCACGUAUACAAAGACGGCCAACCAGUAGCGACAAUAGAAACCUCAGAUUGGCCGCAUGUCGUUACAUUUGGAGAUGUCAAUGCAGAUGGUCAAGACGAACUCAUUCUCGGUCUACUGAAUCAAACAAUCGAAGUAUAUCAAUGGAACGCAGUGAGAUCUUUGGCAAUGGAUGAGGGACCAUCCUAAGUGCGGCAUAGUUUCGAAAACUUUAUCAGAGAUACCAUCAUGAAAAAAAAGAAGCA